UCGCGGGAGCACGGGCAGGGAGAAGAACGACAAAGCUCUGCCCCCCUCCCUGGCCCGGCCCAACACCUUCCUGAGGGGCAGCAGCAGCAAGGAGCUGCUGCUGGACAACCAGGCCCAGGAGGAGCAGCGCAGGGAGAUGCUGGAGACGGUGAAGCAGCUGACAGGAGCCAUGGAGAUGGACAGGAACAGCACCGAGGCCGAGAGGAGCAAAGCCAAGGAACCUGCCAAGCCAGAAGUUCCCCCAGCUCCAGUGCAAGAAAAGCCUUCACUAUCAGAAGAGGAAAUAGAGAGAAAAUGCAAAUCUAUCAUUGAUGAGUUCUUGCAUAUUAAUGAUUUUAAGGAGGCCAUGCAGUGUGUGGAGGAGCUCAGUGCCCAGAGCCUGCUGCCCGUGUUCGUGCGUGUGGGCGUGGAGUCCACGCUGGAGCGGAGCCAGAUCACCAGGGAUCACAUGGGCCAGUUGUUACAUCAGCUGGUGCACUCAGGAAAGCUGAGCAAGCAGGAGUUCUUCAAGGGUUUCUCUGAGACCCUGGAGAUGGCAGAUGACAUGGCCAUAGAUAUACCCCAUAUCUGGCUGUACCUGGCUGAGUUGGUGACCCCCAUGUUAAAAGAAGGAGGAAUCUCUAUGAGAGAACUUAUACAAGAAUUUAGCAAACCCUUGCUUCCUGUGGGAAGAGCCGGCGUCUUGCUUGCUGAAAUCUUGCACCUUCUAUGCAAACAAAUGAGCCAUAAGAAAGUGGGAGCCUUAUGGAGGGAGUCUGGCCUCAGUUGGAAGGACUACUUGCCCGAAGGGGAGGAUGUACAUACCUUUCUCAUGGAACAGAAGUUGGAGUUCACGGAGUCUGACUGUUCCAGUUCCUCAGAAGCACUUUCAGAGAAAGAACUGUCUGCAGAAGAGCUGAACAAGCAGCUGGAAAAACUCAUUGUGGAGGACAAGGCGAAUGAUGAACAAAUCUUUGACUGGGUAGAGGCUAAUCUAGAUGAAAGCCAGAUGAGUUCACCUACAUUCCUUAGAGCUUUAAUGACAGCAGUUUGUAAAGCAGCUAUUAUAGCGGACUCUUCCAGCUUCCGAGUGGACACUGCUGUUAUCAAACAGAGAGUGCCCAUCCUGCUCAAGUACCUGGACUCAGACACAGAGAAGGAACUACAAGCACUUUAUGCACUACAAGCAUCAAUAGUAAAACUUGAUCAACCUCCUAAUUUGUUGCGGAUGUUUUUCGAUUGCCUGUAUGACGAGGAGGUCAUUUCGGAGGAUGCCUUCUACAAGUGGGAGAGCAGCAAGGACCCGGCGGAGCAGAACGGGAAAGGAGUAGCGCUCAAAUCCGUCACGGCGUUCUUCACGUGGCUACGGGAGGCCGAAGAGGAGUCAGAGGAUAAUUAAAACUUAAAAAAAAAAAAAAAAAUACAGAUUUAAAACAAACAAACAAAAAAAAAAAAAGAAACAAUUUAAGUAUUUUUUUAAAAAGUUUCACGUCUUCGCCAAUCACAGUGCAGCAAGGCCAAUUCUCUCUCGCAGACCCCCCUUGCCCCACACACGCACGAGUGGGAGAGGUAAAACCCGAUAAACACCGAGGUGAUCAUGGAGGCAAAAAGGUACUUGAAAACAAACCCACAAAAAGUAAACUUCAAACCUGAGGGCGGGAGCACUAAACCAAAAUACAUGUAUUAUUUAUAGAAAAUAUUUUCUGUUUUAAUCUUUUUCUUUUCUUUUUAAACAAGGACUCAUACUUAGGAAAACACACAGCAAAACGAAUCUGUUUAGCAAAAACAAGUUGAAAACUUUUAAUUUAUUAUUUUAAGGACUGCAAAUGCCAGUGUAAUUUUUAAAUUUGCAGUUUCUGUAAACAAAUUGUAUAAUAGAACAAAAGCAAAGAAAUAAAUUUCCCUCCCCUUCAUACGCACCUCAGUUUUGUUUCAAAGCAUGAUAAAUCAACAAAACUUUGAAGGGGGUUGGGGUGAGCUAGAUGAGGACAAGAUCAAUUUUCUUUUUUAUUGUCAUCAGAUUUUUCUGCCUGCCUCUCAGCUUGCUUCAGAAAUUUAAAAAGAAAAUAGUAAUCAAACCAUACAUAACCUUGGAUCGGAAGAAAAAUGCAUUUGAGAAAACCGCUGCGGACCAGAGUGCUCCGAAAAUAACUCAUUGAAAACCGUGCUACCCCGGGGAAAAAAGUACUAGUGAUACUUUGAGAACCUUUAGAGCAACUUUAAGGCUUGUAAAUACAUAGAACAAAUAUUUAAAAAAAAAAAAAAAAAAAAAAA
Zonotrichia albicollis (white-throated sparrow) is the source of this 2253-nucleotide messenger RNA. Lineage: Eukaryota; Metazoa; Chordata; Aves; Passeriformes; Passerellidae. The record is from RefSeq and is a predicted model, not a curated record.